Molecule: messenger RNA, 864 nt
Organism: Zasmidium cellare ATCC 36951
Lineage: Eukaryota; Fungi; Ascomycota; Dothideomycetes; Mycosphaerellales; Mycosphaerellaceae
Exons: 2
Coding region: 1-864 (287 amino acids)
Cellular component (GO): nucleus; cytoplasm
Molecular function (GO): protein binding
Source: RefSeq, a predicted model, not a curated record
AUGGCUUCAGCUGAUAAAUUUGCCGUAUUAUCAGAGAGACACGGCAAACGAAAGUCUGCUGAUACUGCCCUGGAUGAGAGUCGACAUGGAUCGUUUAGACGUAGUCCGGGCGCUGGACUUCCUGCUGAGAACCCGGACACCCUCAGCCCGAUAUUCCAGUGGCCUUACUUGGAUACCAACUUCGCAAGUCCCAAAGACAACACUUCUCCAGCGACAGUAUAUCACGAUAGCUGCGAUUCCGCUGCCGGCAACAACAUCUGGUCGACCCCCCUUAAUUAUGCCGAGACCAUUCCCGCUCUUAGGCAGAUGUCAUUUGACGGGGAUGGGAUCCAGCAGUAUCUGGAGGCAUGCUUUUGGAAGGACUUCGGUGAAUUCUUGGGCAACACAGGCAGUGAUGUGACACCCACAACGACUCCAACGAGCAGUCAAGACGAUACGUCACGAACGAGUACCUUGCAUGUUGCGGUAAAGAAAGGCAAUGGCAGAAUAGUGCGCCUGUUGUUGAAGCAUGGUGCAAAUAGCAACCUCAAAGACGCCACUGGGCUUACACCUCUGUUGCAAGCAACGAUAAGUGGGCACGAAGAGAUAGUCGAGAUCCUGCUAUCGCAUGGAGCUUUGGUCGAGCAAGCCGAUGACCAAAGUCGAUCGGUCUUGCAUUGGGCUAUCUUGUCCGGAAACCAGCGACUACUCAAAAGUUCCAGCGAAUCGAUCGCGAGGGACGAGAUGAAUGGCUUCUUCGGCGGCUUGGAAGCUAGCGAGUCUGCCAACACCGAAGGCACGCUAUUUGCGGCAGCAAGUCUCGAGGAAAACAAUGCGAAAGAGGCCGCCGUCAAAACGAUACUGAAGGAGAUAGACUGGACGUAG